Messenger RNA from Hylaeus volcanicus, 485 nucleotides. RefSeq lists its product as uncharacterized. Bases 27 to 485 code for a protein of 152 amino acids. The transcript is spliced from 3 exons. The record is from RefSeq and is a predicted model, not a curated record. NCBI's taxonomy places the organism in Eukaryota, Metazoa, Arthropoda, Insecta, Hymenoptera, Colletidae.
AAGAAGAAUUUACAUAAUUUAUAAAAAUGCGUUCAUUCGAUUCGCCGUCGUAUAAUGAAAACCAAAUCAAUCAUGACUCUUAUCACAAAACAGUUCAAGAACAUGUAAACAUGUUGAAAAACAACAAAAUUGAUGAAAUUCGAAAACGGAUGCUAGAUAUUUUGGAAAAGAGCAAUCGAGAUGUUCUUACGUCUUCUUGUGUUGAGAUUCACAAAAUACCGAGUCUUUAUGAUGAAACGAUUCAAUUCUCAAAAGAAGAUUUGAACACAUCCAAUCCUCGUGAUGUAAAUGAUGAAUUAGGAGUUCAAAUCGAUGUUUGUCUUGGCGUUUAUGAUACAGGUAACGACGUCAGUUUGUCUGAUGAAGAAGCGAAAAGCAAAGGUAUAACUAUAGUAAACUACGAUGAGGACAAAUUGGCUGCUUUCGAAAGUGUUUCUGCAAAAGAUUGUUGUAUAAAACAAAUUUCUUGUAAAAAAACUAAAUGA